Messenger RNA from Penicillium diatomitis, 738 nucleotides. RefSeq lists its product as uncharacterized. Gene Ontology annotation, biological process: vesicle-mediated transport. Gene Ontology annotation, cellular component: membrane. The record is from RefSeq and is a predicted model, not a curated record. The transcript has a single exon. Lineage: Eukaryota; Fungi; Ascomycota; Eurotiomycetes; Eurotiales; Aspergillaceae. Bases 1 to 738 code for a protein of 245 amino acids.
AUGACUGAUGGUAGCUCGUGCAUUGCGCAUCGCACGACAAUUUUGGCUGAGCACUCCUCCCCUGGAAGCUCUUCAACAGCCGCUUCAUCUCUUGCCUCAAUCAUCCUCCCGAAAAUCUCACAUGACAAGCCUCAAAAAUUGACCUACACCCACGAAAGACUCUUUGUCCACUACAUUGCCGACUCACCUUCCAGUCGUGCAGCAGAUGAUCAAAAUGGCCAAGCUGAGCCAAACUCAUCUGCCCCGCUGAGUUUUGUAGUGGUUGCGUCUACCGAACAAGGCCGACGGGUGCCCUUCGCCUACCUACUGGAAAUGAAACGGAAGUUCUUGAGUUCUUACCCUCCAUCCAGCACCGACUUCUCCGCCCUUCCCGCAUACGGCUGCGCCGCUUUCAACUCCGAGCUUCGUGCUCUUCUCAACACCUACAAUACCUCACCGCCUGCAGACUCACUCGCCUCAGCUCGUCGGGAAAUUGACAGCGUUCGCGACAUCAUGACGGAAAACAUUGAGCGGGUCCUUGAGCGAGGAGAGCGCAUCGAUCUGUUGGUCGACAAGACUGAUCGUCUAGGUGGCAGUGCACAUGAUUUCCGAAUUCGCAGCCGCGGCUUACGACGGCGUAUGUGGUGGAAGAACGUCAAGUUGAUGGUGCUGCUCGGCUUUGUUGUGGUCUUCCUGCUCUACCUGUUCGUUGGUAUUGGGUGUGGUCUGCCAGGCUGGUCGAAGUGUGUCAGCCACUAA